UUUUUGUUACAAUCGGCUAGUAACACAUUGCAUAGUAACUUCAAAUCCUUUAAUAAAUUUUUCAAAACAAAGUUCUUCAGAAAAGAAAACUCUUUGAACCUUAAGCUUGUACUUUAAGAGUAAUUCUCUAUUUGGACUAGACGAAACUCAAAUAAGAGGAGGAAGUCAAGUUUAAAUUGGAACAACUGUUUGCUUUUCUGAUUGAAGGAACUAAAGAAGUUUUCCCACCAUUCUUCGCAUUCAUCAUGAGCGAUCCUUCGAUUGGCUCCUCGUCCCCAAACUGGGCAACUCUAAUCAAGAAUAGCAAUGAGUCGGACCUAGAGCUGGCGGACUUUGUGAAUCCAGUAGGUACAAAUGACUUGGAUGUGCCUUUUGAGUUAGCUCAGACAUUUCCGCUCCUCAUGGGCAUUGGAAGUGCGGAUCCCACCGGCGGUGGCCAGAUGUCGCCCUAUGCUCCCGUCUUUCAUCCAAUGGGAUCGUAUGCAUCUCAUCUGCUGGCACUCGAGCAAGCGGCCCAAAUCAAUCCACAGUCGUUGGGGGGGCCAUCGUUGCGCGCUCUCGAUGGAAAUGUCGAACAAUUCUUCGAUCGUGCCGAAUAUAAUAUGUACGCUAACAACGAGACCAACAACGAGCAACAACAGCAGAAGAUGUCGCAAGAAGGCAACGGCGGCGGUGGCGUUUGCGGUGGCGAGUCACGUGCAUUUCUAGAGCAAUUGGAAUUGCUGCCGGAUGCAAAUGUUUUGCAGCGUGAUUUUUGGCGUGGCACCGGACAAGAGGCCGCAAUACGCGCUGCAUCACAAUGCUGGCCGGGACGCGAAUGCUUUCGCGAUCUCAAUCAGCUGAUUGCAGCGGUGGCAUCUCAAGUAGAAACGGCAGGAGGAAGUCAACAAGCUGCUGCUCCAGAAAUAGACAAUGACACAAAGUCGACGGCAGCAGCAGAUGAAGAGAAGCCGGCAGAAACCGCGCAGCUGGACAAAGAUACUUGCAACGAGAUGAAAUUCGCUGAGCAACAAUCGAAAUCGCCGCCGCCACCGCCGCAGCGUGAAUGGUGGCGUGCUGCCACGUUUCAGCCACAACAGGAGGCAACUUCGUCCGGCUGGAAGCCGUAUUCCUAUGGCCGACUGAACCCAGGUGCAGAGACAAAAACAAACGACAAAUCCUGCGAUGAUGCCACAAAUGGAACAGCUGGAAAUUCACCCAACGCAGAUUUUCCUAGCUUCGAAGAUUUCGCCAAGCAGGUGAGCGACUGCAGCUUGUCCAGUUCGGAGUAUUUGUCCACGCUGCGCAAUCUGAUGAUACGCGCCCACAAUCUGAUGUUGCCGCUGCUGCGCGGUCGCUUCGCCAACAUGUCCCAGGUGCAGAUGGCCGCCUAUACGUCGGCCAUACUCGAGGUGACGCCACUGCAUCCGAGUAUCUUUCUGCCUGCGCAUUUGUCGCAUCCAGUGACAGCCAGUGCCGGACUCUUUUCGCCUCACCGUCCACACGGUUUCACACACCCGGAUCUGGCUCAUCUGCAACAGCCGCGACCGGUGCUCGUCAAUGUGGGCACACAGACGGACUAUCACUGCUGGUGCAUGCACAUCAGCAUGUUUCCACCGCCGCCGUUGCACAUGCCACCGGCUCCACCACAGUCGCAGGCUCCGCUGCAGCCACCGUCGCGUAUCCAGUCGAGUGCGGCAGCUUACUAUGGCGGAUCAAGUGGCGCACGCAUGAUGGCACCUUGCCUCACAUCUCCAGUCAGUUUCUGGGCACAUCGUCCCAUGGUGGCAUCGCCAUCGAAUCGCGUGAUCGUGAAGCAGGUGAACAACAUCUUUCUGCAGCCCACGGGCCCGGUGAUGCCCAUGAUGCCGAUGAUGCACUUUUCGGUGCCAUCGAAUGGCGGACAUGCUGGCGAUAUGCCAUUUGUGGUCUACGACAUUAACGAUAAUUAUCCGGGCGCUGCUGCAAGCAUGGCCCAGAUGAUGCCGAAUGUGAUGAACAAUAUGCACUUUAUGCCACCGGAUGCAAUGCCACCAACUGGCAUUGUCAUUCCCCCCAUGACCGUGUCGAUGCGCACUUUUAAGCCUAUGCACGAGACUUUCGCAUCCUUUGAGGCGCCCGAGGAGAGCGAUUUGAACGAAGAGCUUGCGGAUGCGAACUCUGGAAGCGAUGCAACGCUUGUGCCCAAGCAGGGCGCAGAGAAAGACAAUCGAAUAGGAACAAGUCGCAAUGCCUACGAGUUUCCUGUUGAAGCCGAUGAGGAGGAGCUGAUCAAAAGCGAAACCUUCACCAACAGCAAUACGACUCUCACAGAGACUGACCUUAAUCGUGAGCCAAAUGCAAAUGCUCAGAUCGACAUGCUGUCUUCAAAACCUAAGGUGAAUGGAUCGAAGGCAUGCAAGUUAUUUUAAUAAUGAACUUUUUCAUCAUAGUGAUACGAUGUUCACCUUUCAUAUACCUAAUAUUGAAUGAAUAUUAGAACAGCUUGCCAAGUUUGCUGAAUUAUUUUAACAAAUGAAUCACUCUGAAUAAUAAUAUAGAAGUUGAAAAAUAUUCACUGAAUCCACUUAAUUUUCCUACACAAACAUUCUUUGACCAAUAAUG
Messenger RNA from Drosophila nasuta, 2583 nucleotides. RefSeq lists its product as uncharacterized. The record is from RefSeq and is a predicted model, not a curated record. The coding region runs from base 246 to 2390 and encodes 714 amino acids. Lineage: Eukaryota; Metazoa; Arthropoda; Insecta; Diptera; Drosophilidae. The transcript has 7 exons.